Messenger RNA from Erinaceus europaeus (western European hedgehog), 3015 nucleotides. RefSeq names its product core-binding factor subunit beta (gene CBFB). Gene Ontology annotation, biological process: regulation of transcription by RNA polymerase II. The record is from RefSeq and is a predicted model, not a curated record. Bases 290 to 838 code for a protein of 182 amino acids. Gene Ontology annotation, cellular component: nucleus; core-binding factor complex. The transcript has 6 exons. Gene Ontology annotation, molecular function: sequence-specific DNA binding; transcription coactivator activity. NCBI's taxonomy places the organism in Eukaryota, Metazoa, Chordata, Mammalia, Eulipotyphla, Erinaceidae.
GCGAGAGGAAGUGGCGACGGCGGCGGCAGCGGAGGCCGCGGGGGGGGGGGGGGCGGCGAGUACUGGGUCCGCGCGGGCGGUAGGCAACGGCCGAGGCGGCGGCGGCGGCGGCGACACCACCGUGGGCUGGCUCGAGCGGGCGGGGCGCCUCAGACUCCCGGGAGCCGGAGCCCACGCGGGCGGGCGCCUGAAACAAAGAGAGGCGAGAGUCGGCGCCGCGGGUGGGCGGCCAGCGGGUGCCCGCGCGAGCCCGGAGAGGGGCCGGCCGGCGCGGCCUCAGGGCGGGAAGAUGCCGCGCGUCGUCCCCGACCAGAGGAGCAAGUUCGAGAACGAGGAGUUCUUCAGGAAGCUGAGCCGCGAAUGUGAGAUUAAGUACACGGGCUUCAGGGACCGGCCCCACGAGGAGCGCCAGGCUCGCUUCCAGAAUGCCUGCCGCGACGGCCGCUCGGAAAUCGCUUUUGUGGCCACAGGAACCAAUCUGUCUCUGCAGUUUUUUCCGGCCAGCUGGCAGGGAGAACAACGACAAACACCUAGCCGGGAGUAUGUGGACUUAGAAAGAGAAGCAGGCAAGGUAUAUUUGAAGGCUCCCAUGAUUCUGAAUGGUGUCUGUGUUAUUUGGAAAGGCUGGAUUGAUCUCCAGAGACUGGAUGGUAUGGGCUGCCUGGAGUUUGAUGAGGAGCGAGCCCAGCAGGAGGAUGCAUUAGCACAACAAGCCUUUGAAGAGGCUCGGAGAAGAACUCGUGAAUUUGAAGACAGAGACAGGUCUCAUCGGGAGGAAAUGGAGGUGAGAGUUUCACAGCUGCUGGCAGUAACUGGCAAGAAGACAACAAGACCCUAGUCCUGGUUCCAAUUUAGGUGGUGGUGAUGACCUCAAACUUCGUUAACUAGCACAGUAGACGUGCCACACAUCUUUACGUUGAACAUCCAUGUUUCUAGUCAGCAGAAAUAAUUGAUGAAAAAGACCAGAAACUGUGAUAACUGGAGGUACUUUGGUCUAAUUCUCAACCUAAGGCAGUAACAAGACAUCACAGACUGCCAUGGUUUUGCACUAAAUUAUAAUACCUGCAUUUCUAAUUCUGUCUGCAUGUAGCCAGUAAUAAUUUGAUUUUUUUUUUCUAUGCAAGCUUAUCUUGUUGGCAUUAUUUUAGUGAGUUAAAACAAUCUACUUGUAAAGUUCUUUACUCCAUUUUAAUUUAAAAGUUCACAACAUUUAAAAACAAAAUUUUCAUCAGGUUUUUUUCCCAAUCAGUUGCUUCUUUUUUUUUUUUUUUAAUUUUAGGUGUGUUGAUUAUAUAGCUUCGUUAUAGAUUGUUUUGUUUUGUCUCUGCCAUUUCCUUUGUGUUUUUAUAAUCUAUGGCAUUUUAAAGCUGCUGAUAUGUUUGCAUUAUUUACAAGUUAAAAACCUAGUAGCAUAAAACUGUCUGCAACAGCCUUUUAAGUCAAAGUUUACAGUUCAAGUUGCAGUAUCCUUUAAAUGUUGAUAAUCAGCUUUUUUUUCCUUUCCCUUUUAAAGAUAAAAAAUUUAAUUGGUAUUAACUCUAAUCUGCCCCAAAUUCAUUUCAUAUUCUGUUCUAUAAUCAUUAGUUUGUAUGGAGAUAUUCUUCAUAGAUAAUAAUAUUCUACUGAAAUGCCUAAAGAAGUCACAGGCUGGCUUCUGUUUUAUUCAGGGAUUUUUUUUUUUUUUUAAAGUCAGUCAGAAAAGGGAUACUGGAGCUUCUUCGUAUAUGUAACAGCAUGUUAAACUGGAGACAGUGAUGAAUCAGCUACAAAGGUAAUAUUGUAUUAAAAUCACGUUUAAGAUAGCUGCUUUUAUGUGUAUUUUAUAAGGCAUGCUUUUUUGUAAAAAUUAAUGCUGGGUGAUGAAAGAUCAUUUUAGGGAAAAUGUUCAUCUGCAGAGGAUACAUUUUCUUUCAUUAAUUAUUCUGGAGAAAAAUUACAGUUAUAUAUAUGGUAUUUUCCAAAAAGACAAUUAAUAGAAUCUGUUAUGAACUAGUAUAAGAAUAUUUUUAAAUAGACUUACUGUCACAUUAAAUGCAUCUUUUUUUUUUUUUUUUCAAUAAUAGAAUACUGGAAAAAAGUGCUUUAGGUCACUUGGCAUCUCCUUACAAAUAUUUUUUAUGGUCAUGUUCAUUAAAUGUUACUACAUUUCUGAAUUUUUGCAAAAAAUGUAUUUUAUCAUAAUAGAAUGGCAUUAUUUUAAAGAAUUUGAAAACUGACAUGGUUAAUUCAGAAAAUGAACUGAAGUCUAAAUAAGGUCAUUGUAUUUAAAACACACAUAUAUAUACUUGAUUAAUGAGGGAAGUAUGAUUCAUUGUAUAUAGAUCUUCAUAAACAUCAUGUAUCAGAAUAAAAAUAUGCUAUAUAUUUGAAGUUAUGCAUGGUAAGGAGUGUGUUUAAAUUGUUAUAAACAAUAAUACAUCAUAAAAGAUCAUGCUGGUCUUAUGUAACUAAGUACUAUGAAUGAAUUUGGUUGGUAUUUGGUGUUGUGCAGCUCACAUGUUUACACACUCAGUGCCCUAAUUCCCCCUGAGGGAAUAGCCUUUUAAGUGGUCCUUACAGUGGUGUUUUAAGGUUACUUUAUUACAGAGCUCCUUGGUUUUUCCUUCUGCACUUAAAUGUUUUUAAUAACAUAGUGAUGGUACAUUUUUCUCUUUUGCUUCUAGCUAAGGGCAUCCAGUCCAUCAGUAACUAAGAUCAAAUGUUAUUAAAUGUUCAUGUCGUCAUCCUCUGUAAAUACUGGAUUUUUUCCCCCCUUCAUCACUGUUGCUUUAGUCUUAAUGCUGGCAUUAAGAUCAUGAGCCCUUUUUUUCUCUAGGAUUUGAAAAUUAUUUUCAUUAAGUUAUUGAUGCAAUUUGGUAUUUUCUCAUAAUUUCUAUUUAAACAAAACUACAUCACUGCAUCAUCUUUUCUAAAUUCAUCUCCAUUAAAACUUGCCUUAAGCUACUAGAUUGCUUUUGCCACCAUUAGCCAUAUUGUGUGUUUAUUUACUUUCACAAUAAACUUCUGUGUAGUAAA